CACUUUAUUAUUCAAGUUGUACUGCUUGACUGUGAUGACCCUUGUGGCUGCAGCUUAUACCAUAGCCUUACGAUAUACAAGGACAACAGACAAAGAUCUCUACUUUUCAUCUACAGCCGUGUGUAUCACCGAAGUAAUUAAAGUUAUUCUAAGUGUAGGGAUCUUAGCUAAAGAAACCGGCAGUCUCGGUAGAUUCAAGGCAUCAUUAAGAGAAAAUGUCUUGGGGAGCCCCAAGGAAUUGAUGAAGUUAAGUGUACCAUCCCUAGUGUAUGCAGUUCAGAACAAUAUGGCUUUCCUGGCCCUUAGCAAUCUGGAUGCAGCAGUGUACCAGGUAACUUAUCAAUUGAAGAUUCCCUGUACAGCUUUAUGUACUAUUUUAAUGUUAAACCGUACACUUAGCAAGUUACAGUGGAUCUCAGUUUUUAUGCUCUGUGGUGGAGUCACACUUGUACAGUGGAAACCAGCCCAAGCUACAAAAGUCACGGUGGAACAGAAUCCAUUGGUAGGGUUUGGAGCUAUAUUUAUUGCUGUUUUGUGCUCAGGAUUUGCAGUUUUGGCAAGUGUUGGAGGUCUCUAUACUUCAGUUGUGGUCAAAUACACAGACAACAUCAUGAAAGGUUUUUCUGCUGCAGCGGCCAUUGUUCUUUCUACUAUUGCUUCGGUGAUGCUGUUUGGAUUACAAAUAACUCUCACCUUUGCUCUAGGAACUCUUCUUGUAUGUGUUUCUAUAUAUCUUUAUGGAUUACCUAGACAAGAUACAACAUCAAUCCAACAAGGAGAAACAGAAUCAAAAGAGAGAGUGAUUGGUGUGUGAUCUCAAUCUAAAGAAAAAUUCUUAUAAAGACUAGAUCAUUUGAAAUUAAUCUAGAGCCUUAAAUCAAUCCCACAAAGUAGCAUACAUACUGGUAUAAGAAUUAAGAAGAAAAGGCAGAAGAGAAGUGGAGAUGAUGAAUGCUUGCUUACCUUGCAGGUAAGCCCCUCUUAUGGUCCCAUGGUCCUCUGAACACCAGAUCCUUGAGCACAGAGCCAGGAGUAAACAUUGAGCAGUGAUGGGCAUGGCCCAAGAGCCCAGACCCCCUCUUCACCCUCUCCAUGUUAAAAAGAAUGAACUAUAAAAAUAAUGUCUGAAAUCAACCUGGUUUUAGGAUGAAGGAAUCUUACAAUUGUAUAUAUAAUGUACAAAUCAAGUCAGAGAUAAUGGUAUUAAAAUAUCAGGAGAUGCUACAAUAGUCAAAUAAGAUUUGGGACAGUGUUGCUGUUAAAGUGCCAAAGCCAUUUCUUCAGUAAGUCACUUAUUUGGAUACCAGGGGAAAAGGAUCACCUCAUCCUUGUUCUUUAUUCAUGUACAGUAUUUUAUCUAGCACUAAAAAUCUAGCUCUUUUCUUUAAAAAGUGAAGCAAAAAAAAUGGAUUAAUUUUGGGAAAAAAAAUGAAUGUGUAACUUCUCAAAGGGAAUCUAUUUCCUACUCAGACAAUGAUUUAUGGGUGGCGACUGAGUACUCCUUUAAGUGCUGUAUUUGUGCCAUUCACUGUCUAGAUUGUAUUUCUUUGCUGGUUAGGUGAUAUACAUUUUUUCUUCAAAAAUAUUUCUAAUGUCACUUUUGUACUUUUUUUAAAAUAAAGUAUGUUUAA
Molecule: messenger RNA, 1631 nt
Organism: Suncus etruscus (white-toothed pygmy shrew)
Lineage: Eukaryota; Metazoa; Chordata; Mammalia; Eulipotyphla; Soricidae
Gene: SLC35A1
Product: solute carrier family 35 member A1
Biological process (GO): pyrimidine nucleotide-sugar transmembrane transport
Cellular component (GO): Golgi membrane
Molecular function (GO): pyrimidine nucleotide-sugar transmembrane transporter activity
Source: RefSeq, a predicted model, not a curated record